Molecule: messenger RNA, 679 nt
Organism: Ruditapes philippinarum (Manila clam)
Lineage: Eukaryota; Metazoa; Mollusca; Bivalvia; Venerida; Veneridae
Exons: 2
Coding region: 1-621 (206 amino acids)
Source: RefSeq, a predicted model, not a curated record
AUGGCUCAAGUUCCACACAAACUUGUGGUUGAAGGAAAUGAGAAGUGCUGGCAUGGAAGUUUAGACAUCUUAUUUGGAAGCAUCAACCUGUUUGCAGAUGUUCUUACAGUAGAAACAAGUGACGAAGAUACCACAGAGGAAGUAAAACUAGACAUAAUAAACGACAGAGAGUCAAGAAGUCGGAUUUUAGCUCAGUUAAUUACUUUCUUAUUUCUUCAAAGAAAGGGGAACAGAGACACAAUGACUUCUUUUUUAGUACCAUGUAUAGCUAUAACAGACGAGGAGUUGAAAGUGUUCUUUUAUGAUUCUGAGCAUGAUUUGCUCCUUGAAAAUAGAGAACACAAACUAUUUGGAGAGGACGGAGAAAUCAAUUUUGAAGCAAUACUGACGUUAUGGUUAGUAAUGAAUUACAAAGUAACUUGUUCUGGAGUACCAAGUACGCUUGUGGCAGCUCCUAAGUCGAAUUUUAUUCAACAUGCUGAAAAACUGUUAGGUGUGUACAAAAAUGAAUUGCAAUUCACAGGGGUGGCUAAAGGCAACACGUUCAAGUCCAUAGAUUACCGAUAUUUGGCUAAAACUAAUGCUAAAUUUGUUUGGCCUCCAGAACAUGAUGAGCCGUAAUAUUUGAUAUAUGUGUAAUACAAAGUAUUUGGUAUAUGUGUAAUAUUUGAUAUUAUGC